Messenger RNA from Drosophila innubila, 824 nucleotides. Its product is annotated as F-box-like/WD repeat-containing protein ebi. Gene Ontology annotation, biological process: regulation of transcription by RNA polymerase II. The record is from RefSeq and is a predicted model, not a curated record. The transcript has 2 exons. Gene Ontology annotation, cellular component: histone deacetylase complex. Lineage: Eukaryota; Metazoa; Arthropoda; Insecta; Diptera; Drosophilidae. The annotation marks the transcript as partial. Gene Ontology annotation, molecular function: transcription corepressor activity; protein binding.
AAUCCGCCAUUUUUACGCUUACAGCGUUGCAUAUGCCGAGUGGUCGUCGACUAUUUGUAGUUCUUUUAUUAUACUUAACAAGCUAAUUAUUAUAAAAUGCUAACGCGCUUUAAAAUCAAUUAAACGAGGUUGAACAGCAUUUCAAUAGCAUAUAAAGUUCAUGUUAACUUUUUGUAAGUAAGUUACGCAUGCCGCCAAAUAAAGUUGGCCAAAGAAUUGUGGAGUCAAUAUAGCAAAAACGAAGAGAGAGAGAGGAAAAUAACAAACCGCAGGCGAGAAAGUGAGUGGAAAACAUGAGUUUUUCCAGCGACGAGGUGAACUUUUUAGUUUUCCGAUAUCUACAGGAGUCAGGUUUUCUACACUCGGCUUAUGUGUUUGGCAUUGAAUCGCACAUUUCGCAGAGCAAUCUGAAUGGCGCUCUUGUGCCGCCCGCCGCCCUGCUCACCAUACUGCAGAAGGGUCUGCUCUACACCGAGGUGGAAUGGAGCGUCGGCGAAGAUGGCGAAAUGGCGCGUCCCAUUGAGGGAUUGAGUCUUAUAGAUGCCGUUAUGCCCGAACUGAAGCCUCUGAAGCCGACAGUGAAAACGGAACCGGGUAAAACGGCUGGUGGCAUCGAUGCCACUGGCGGCACAGCGGCAAAUACAAAAACCGAGAUUAAAAUCGAGCCAGGCACGGCAAAUGCAACGGGAGCAGCAACGGGAGCAACUGGAGCAGCAGCAGGAGGUGGAGGAGCUGCCAACAAGAGUGGCAAUACAAACACUGGCAACGGCACAAGCAGCAGCAACAACAACAACAAUGCCAGCGACAACAGUGAGGUGGAUUCC